Messenger RNA from Diceros bicornis minor, 658 nucleotides. It is a transcript of the gene CENPS, whose product is annotated as centromere protein S. The record is from RefSeq and is a predicted model, not a curated record. NCBI's taxonomy places the organism in Eukaryota, Metazoa, Chordata, Mammalia, Perissodactyla, Rhinocerotidae. The transcript has 5 exons. The coding region runs from base 52 to 468 and encodes 138 amino acids. Gene Ontology annotation, biological process: replication fork processing; resolution of meiotic recombination intermediates. Gene Ontology annotation, cellular component: Fanconi anaemia nuclear complex; FANCM-MHF complex. Gene Ontology annotation, molecular function: chromatin binding; protein heterodimerization activity.
CGCCCGCCGCCUCUUUCCGCCCUCGCGCGCCUGCCUAGUCAGCUCGCUGUGAUGGAGGAGGAGGAGGCGGCCGAGGAGCAGCAGCGAUUCUCUUACCGGCAGAGGCUAAAGGCAGCAGUUCACUACACUGUUGGCUGUCUUUGCGAGGAAGUUGCAUCGGACAAAGAGAUGCAGUUCAGCAAACAAACCAUUGCAGCGAUUUCGGAGGUGACUUUUCGACAGUGCGAAAAUUUUGCCAAAGACCUUGAAAUGUUUGCAAGACAUGCAAAAAGGAGCACAAUUAACACUGAAGAUGUGAAGCUCUUAGCCAGGAGGAGUAAUUCAUUGCUAAAAUAUAUCACUGAGAAAAGUGAAGAGAUCGCUCAGGUUAACCUAGAACGAAAAGCAAAGAAGAAAAAGAAGUCAGAGAAUGAAAACAAAGAUUCAUUGGAGCCAGCAGAGGCUGGAGUAGUGGAAAGUGAGAAUUAACCUCUGUCACCACUGGAAAAAGCAGCCUUCAGCAGGUAGAGCCCCCCAAAAUGUGUACUGCCACAAAGGGAAUUUUGAAGAGAGAAGUGGAGAUUUAAAAAAAAAAAAAAAAAUGCUAAGAGGCAUUUUGUGCUGUAUUCUCCAAGUCAUUGACUGCAAAAGCUAGUUGAAAAGAGAACUGGAAACUCUU